CCCGUUGGAGGUGGGCGGUGGCGGUGCCCAGCCCUUGAUGCCCAACCGUGUCUGUGUUGCUUAUUUCACUGGUCCUCACUCCCCCCACGGGCUGCGCCUCAGUUUCAUGCGAAGGGGGUGGAAUUACCCAUCUGGCUCUGGUGCUUAAUUAUCGUCUGUUUACUAUCACAUUAGAUAGGUACUUUCAAAAUCCGUGGUUCAUUCAUGCUGGACAUCCAUUCCCAACCCUCAGUUCAAACUUCAAACUGCCCCGUCGCCCUUGAUAUUCACGAGAACAUCGGGCCUGCCAGAGGAACGCGUCCCAGCCCAGGGUGCCGAAAUGCCACUUGCACCCGUGGCCUCGCCGGUGGCGAGGCAGACGGUACAUACGGCGUUUGAGGAGCUCAAUCGGACAAUCACCCCCCAGGAUUCGCGUGACUUUCAUAAGACAACACUCCAGGACGUGAGGGAAGCCGCUCUCAACAUCGAGGUCCAGCUUGCCUCACGGCAAUGUUUGCGCAACAUGCGCCGACUGAUGCCUCUCUUUGAAGGAUUAGAGCAUUAUGGGAAGAUCAUGAGUGUUCUCUGCAACGGCACCCCCUUUCUCCCAUGGGUCUGGGCGCCCAUCACACUUAUUUUGAGGGUUGCUUGCGAACAUGUUGAGGCUUUCGAGCAGAUCAUGAAGGGAUACGCGAGAAUUGCAUCGGCUUUGAAGAGGUUUGAAAUUCUGGACCAAGCAUUUUCCCGUGACGCCGAUUUCCAAAACGCCAUGGCCGUCUUCUAUGCCGAUAUACUCGAAUUCCACAAACACGCGUACAAGUUUGUGCGACGAAACGGCUGGAAAUUGCUCUUUCUCACAUCCUGGGGACGGUUCCAGCGCCGGUUCGACAAUAUAUUGGAGGAUAUGGAGCGCCACGAAACUCUGAUCGACUUGGAAGCAAACGCCCGUGACAUAGCAGAAGGACGCCAGCUGCGCCAAGAUAUCAGACUCUGGAGAGAGGAGAGUGUGGACAGGAUCCGCCGACUGGACGAAGAACAUGCGGCAAAACAGUACACGGCCAUCAUGUCUUGGCUUAGGGCUGAUGAAUCAGACCAGUUGGCCGUAUUCGAAUCCAUCUCAGCCGAAGGCAUAAAACAUCCCGGGACCUGCGGGUGGAUCUUGAAGACCCCAAAAGUGAGCUCAUGGCUCAAGAAGAGAAGAGAGACCGCAAUGCUGUGGUUACAGGGUAGUCCCGGCACCGGAAAAAGCGUCAUGUCCGCCCAGCUGAUUAACUACAUGAAGGCGGCCAAAAUGUUCGUCAUUCACCACUUCUGCACUCACUCAUACCCAUCUUCGACCUCGUACGACCAGAUCCUGAGAUCCUUGCUCCUGCAGCUGUUGCGCAAGGACGGUGACUUGGUUGCGCACGUCUACAACGAGUGCGUCCUAGAAAGAAAGUCGCCCACCCUAUCCACGCUAGAGCACCUACUACAAGUCCUUCUGGCUAGUCUGUCGAGUGAACCAUGCCAGGCUGAACACAUCUGGCUCCUGCUCGACGGCUUGGACGAGUGCGACGCUGACAAACAAGCGCGGGUUUUGAGCCUCCUAAAUCAAGUGGCUUCCAAGUUCUCUUCUUCGGACUCUACUAUCUGUAAAGUCCUCGUCUCGAGCCGCCCAACGAGCAUUCUGGCAAAGCGCCUCGGCAAAAAGCAAACACUCUCAUUUACCGACGAGAAGCCGGCUGUAGAAGAGGCCAUCAGGCAAUACGCGUCACAGAGAUUGCACUCGCUUCACCAAAGGUUCUCACAACUGGACAUUGGAGCUGACGAAUUGGGGGAUAUUGAGCAUCGGGUCGCCCGAAAGGCAGAUGGCAUGUUUCUUUAUGCACGGCUGGUUCUCGACUACCUUGCAACAAAUAUUUUCUACAACGGCGAGGAAGUCAGGACGUCUAUCAACCACUUACCAAACAAACUCACAGACUUCUACCGGAGGAUUCUCACCCAAAUACUUGCCCCCCUUGACCACCGUUCCGUGGAACGAAUAAAGUGUAUCUUUGGAUGGGUUGCUUUUUCAAAACGACCCCUGAAGAAGCUCGAGUUCCUGUCCGCUGUUUCGUUCAGCCCCGGGGACCCAAGCAUCACCCACCUUGCCCCUCAGUACAUCCUAGACAUCUGUGAACCCCUAGUGGAAGAGCGGCGGGACGGAACAUUGGCGUUUAUCCAUGUUUCUGUGAAAGACUUUGUUCAAACCUCGAGCAGUAACCUGGUCAUUCGCGAAGAAGAAGUGGUUCAGCAAAACACAACAGCCGUACUGGCUUGCCUCAUCUCCGGACUGGACGUGUUCAACGAAGGAUAUCCUGAAGAUUUGAAGACCUCCCGGGUGAUAAGGGGGUUACAUGGUCUCCAUACCUACGCCACCGAGUUCUGGACUGAAUACCUUCUCUCUGAAGCCAGCAGGCAUGGCGGCAUAAGCUCGGACAUUAAAGCUUUCCGCCUCGCAAUCCAGUUAACGAACAAGCUUGAGAGCAUGGCGCCAUGCAAUGUUCAGAGAAGCGAUUCAAACCCAAGUUCUUCCGACGAGCGGCUGUUGCUCCUUGGACAACACGAAACGUUGCACAAGCAUGUCGAACGGAGCUUGAAGUCCAGGACUAUUGAACAGCUCGAGCGUGAGCUUCAAGACAACCAGAGUGAUACACCACAGCCUAAUUCCCCUGAAGGCAUCUUGACAAUGCUCACGGCAUACCAACAGUGUGUCAGGUGCAUACUCGGUCAACACGACUUCCCAGGCGUCUCAGCCGAGGAGCUGGAGCUUUUCAAGAGGCAGUUCCACACGUCCGCGUUCACCUGUCGUCUCAAGUCCUGCCCACGAGCAACUAUGGGGUUUGAUUCCGUACAACUCCUGCAAGAGCACGAGAUUUCACACGUCUGUCGGCCCAGAUGCGAUUUUCCGGGUUGCCAAUACCCUCCCUUUUCCUCUGCGCAGGCUCUAAGAAGGCAUGAGCAGAGGUUUCAUCAGCAAGAUGCGACUCCGAGGCCCAUCCGCCGAGUCGGAAAUUUCGGGCGGAGCAAAUCUACCAAGUUGCUCCAACAGAUGACAGACAGGGAGGCGGAGCGGAAACGGGAGUUGGGCCACAAAAGAAACAACAUAACCACGGGCGACGACACGCUUAGUACUCGGAAGAACGACUUGCAAACAAACCCGGGAGUUUUAUCGCCGUUACUGUCACCUCCACGACCGCCGGCGUCAUUGCCGUUGAUCCUCGGGGAUUCGGGAUCACCGUCAGUGCCGCGGUCGCCAGAACGGAUGAUACAAGUCUUUCGGGAAGCUCAGGCGCGGGAUCAAGCCGUUUUGUCACCGAGUGAGGCUGAGUGGGACGCUAGGGUGGGAGCCCAGGCUCGAGCUCGGGCUCAGGCUUAUAUCCAGGCUCAAGAAGCUCGCGAGCAGGCUCAGGCUCGGAUUCAGGCAGCUCUGGAGAAGGCACAGACACACAUACAAACUGUCGAAGAAAGUCAGGCGCAGGCACGGGCUCAUGCGGCUCGGGAGCAGGCUCAGGCGCAAGCUGAGCGGGACGCUCGGGAGCAGGCUUGGACGCAAUCUAUGUGGGAAGCGUGGGAAUUUAAGUGGGGAGCUGAGAUGCACAACUCAGAAUAGGUGCCUACCUACCUAGGUACUAGGGGGUAUGUCAGCUCUAAGCCAAGUAUUAAAGCGUACAAAUACCAUUUACUGCGUUUACAAAUGGC
Molecule: messenger RNA, 3699 nt
Organism: Chaetomium fimeti
Lineage: Eukaryota; Fungi; Ascomycota; Sordariomycetes; Sordariales; Chaetomiaceae
Exons: 6
Coding region: 320-3610 (1096 amino acids)
Source: RefSeq, a predicted model, not a curated record